GACAGCUGAUAUGGGUCUAGCCUGUGACCUGGAGCUGGGAGGGCAGAGUUCUUGCCCUCCCCCCUCCCUCCACACAUGGCAGAAGAAAAACCAGGCACAGGGAUGAAGAGCAACCUCCCUGACCUACCCCAAGCCACUCUAGAUUCUCCCAGCGCUGUGGGGAGUAGGGGUAGAUCUUGACCCCUCCCCCAGGCCACUCUAGCCUCCUUCCCUCCUUCCCCGGGGUUGGGGGGAAGGGAAGUAGCAAGAAGGGGAAGUUGCUCGUCCCCAUUUGCUUCAGAGUUACUGUCUGAGCAUUGGGCUCUGGCUGCUCAGCCAUGGACACCCAAGAGACGCCUCUGAUGGAUGGGCUCCUCUACCAGCAACAUGUGAAAUUUGGCAAGAAAUCCUGGCGGAAGGUGUGGGCCUUCCUUUAUGCCGAUGGCCCUUCAGGAGUGGCCCGACUGGAAAGCUGGGAUGCAAGAGAUGGUGGUGGUGGCCCAGCAGGGGACAAACCCACAGGGCGUCGGGGUGAAAGGCGAGUGAUCCGGCUGGCCGACUGUGUGUCUGUGCUGCCAGCAGAUGGUGAGAGCUGCCCUCGGGACACCACUGCCUUCCUUCUUACCACCACCGAACGCAGCCACAUGCUGGCUGCUCAGCACCGGCACACAUGGGUGGCUCACAUAUGUCAUCUGGCAUUUCCGAGCAUGAAUGGCAGUUCCUCAGGGACAGGUGAAUUUGGUCCUGCUGAGCCUGGCUUGGUCCCCAUGGAGGAAAAUUCCAUCUAUUCAUCCUGGCAGGAAAUGGGAGAGUUCUCAGUACUGGUCCAGAAGACAGAGGCGGCCACUCGCUGUCAGCUGAAAGGCCCUUAUGUCCUGGUGACUGGCCACGAAGCCAUCCAUCUGAGUGAGCCCAGCGCCCCGAAGCCCCUCUACGUCUGGCCCUAUCAUUUCCUUCGCAAGUUUGGCCAUGACAAGGGUAUCUUCUCUUUCGAGGCUGGCCGGAGGUGUGACUCUGGUGAGGGCCUCUUUGCCUUCAGCUGCCCCCGGGCCUCAGAACUCUGUAGUGCUGUGGGGGCAGCUAUUGCUCGCCAGAGAGAGCUGCCCGGGCCUGCCACUGCCCGGCCCUGUCCCCUGUCGAGGGCCUCCUCCCUGCCCUCCUUGGAGCCCAUGGGGGAAUUGCGAGAGGCACCACUUGGGCUCGAGGCCUGGGGAGGUCCACCAUCUAAUGGGAAGGCUCGAGUAGUGCUGGAGACCGGUCCCCAGAGCCUGCCGCCCUGCCUGGGGACUUUGCUACCAGAGGGAUCCUCCUCAGCUGGCCCUUCCGGUUCCGUGCUCUAUGCCUCUGUGUCCAAGUGGCCCAGUGGCCCUUCCCGAACGGCUCCUGAUCCAGCCUCGGCUCCGGCUCCGGCUCCAGCUCCAGCCCCCAUCCCCGUGGCAGAGCACCUGUAUGAAAACCUGUGCGCCUUGGAGGAUGGCUUCGGCACUGAGCAACGGGGGGAAGGCCUGCUGCAGGCUUCCCACGGUGGCCACAAGGACUACCACAUCUAUGACAACAGUGAGUGUCUGAGCUGGCCCAGCCCUCAGACCACCAUGGAUAGCACUCUGGAGGCCCAGUACCGGAGGCUGCUUGAGUUGGACUUGAAUGAGGAAGGUGCAGAGGAGGCUGAGGACAAUGGACCUGGGCGCCUCGUGGGUCACUCCAGCUUCAAGGCCAGGCUUGUGACCCUGCUGAGCAGGGAGCGGAAGAAGGUCCCAGCUCAGAGGAACCAGGGACUCGGGCCAGCAGAGGGACAGGCCUGAGAGAGCACCCUAUACCUGGGCUGGGACCCGGCCACCCGGCUCUGUGCAGCACCCCUUCCCCAUUCGAAUCAUGUACAGUGUACAGAAAUUUCUUAAUAAAGGCCCUUUAGCCCCUCCCUCAGGCUGCGGCCCUUGUGUUGCUCCAGAGGGCCCUCUCCAUAUUGCUCUUUGUCUUCUUCUGCACAUCCUCCUCACCUCCCAACAUCUACCUUGGCACAGGCAGAAGUUGUCCUAAAAGACCUCAGCUUUGAAUACAGGAGAGAAUCUUGCUUGGCAGAGUUGCUUUAGGUAGAGACCUACCCAGGAACAGGUGGCUUUAAUGAGAUAGCCUCUGGAGGUCAGAUAGGAGUCAGAGCUGAAAGAAGCUUGAAAUGUCUCCCAGUCUGAGCUCAUUUUUACAGACACCUUCUGCCUUGGGGCUCCCAAACCUUAUUAGACCAAAGGUCCUGAUGAUGCUAUUAGUGCAAAAAGCAUAAGUUAUAGAAGGGCCUAUUUUGAGGAGAUGGGUGGGAAGGGACCGGGAGCCUGGAAUAAUGGGAAGGACAGAAAUGUAUCCAGGAGACCUAGAUUUUUAUUCAUUAUUCUGCCAUUUAAUUUUGGACUAAGAUUUGUUACCCCUUGGUGGGCCCUUUGUAGUGAGUAUGAAGCUCUUAGGUUAAAAAGGCCAAGUUUCCCACUACAUCCAGGGCCAUCUCCAGAAGUCCUGAUCUGUAUCUGGCCACUGGACCCAAUGCUGGAGGAGAAAGUGAGGCA
Sarcophilus harrisii (Tasmanian devil) is the source of this 2534-nucleotide messenger RNA. RefSeq names its product docking protein 3 (gene DOK3). The transcript has 5 exons. Gene Ontology annotation, biological process: positive regulation of MAPK cascade; cell surface receptor protein tyrosine kinase signaling pathway. Bases 318 to 1781 code for a protein of 487 amino acids. Gene Ontology annotation, cellular component: cytoplasm. Lineage: Eukaryota; Metazoa; Chordata; Mammalia; Dasyuromorphia; Dasyuridae. The record is from RefSeq and is a predicted model, not a curated record.